This is a messenger RNA of Photinus pyralis (common eastern firefly), 2756 nucleotides long. Its product is annotated as DNA-dependent protein kinase catalytic subunit-like. Gene Ontology annotation, biological process: double-strand break repair via nonhomologous end joining. Gene Ontology annotation, cellular component: nucleus. The transcript is spliced from 2 exons. NCBI's taxonomy places the organism in Eukaryota, Metazoa, Arthropoda, Insecta, Coleoptera, Lampyridae. Bases 96 to 2756 code for a protein of 886 amino acids. The record is from RefSeq and is a predicted model, not a curated record.
CUCUGCAAAAUAUCAACGAUGUUUAUUACAACGAAGAGGGAGGUACGAAAAAUAAGCUAUUACUGUUUACAACGUUUAAAAAACUCGUGGAUUCCAUGAGAUCUUCAAAGUCAAAACUUCUACUAAAGUACGUUGCCACCAUUUACGCUACUACACCCUACAUAAACCAAGAAAUCAAAGUUGAUACCGGAUUGAAAUUAUUUUUCCGACAUAAUUCGAGUGACGAGCAACUGUAUUCCAUCAACUCAGUAUACGCAAUGUCUUCAGACUCAUCGACAUUCACAUAUUUCCAGCGCUACUUGUUGGCUAAGGAUAUACUUUCAGUCUUGUUGCAGACUUGCCAUUAUGAUGUUUUCGAAUCAUUUUUUGUUACCAAUAUUGGCUUCUUCAUCACUAGUUUCGACACCGACAAUGUGGCUAUGAAAACAAUACUGUGCAUUCUGAUGGAAGUUUUGUUUUUGAGAAUCGCCAUAGAUAAUUUCCAAAAUAAUUCGUGUAACAUCUCCAAAGCUGCGUUUCCCGAAGUUCCCCCUUCCGAAAAGAAAAUGUUGAAAACAAUCACAGGUCUGAUUAUACAAAUUGGAAAGGAAACAAACGUAGACGAUGCAAGCAAACACUUCUUCCGUUUGUAUCAGUGCCACGCUUACAACGCCUUAAUUUCUAUAAUUAGUAACACCCAGACAGAUUUGACCUUUUACAAUUUACUUUUUAACCGAGAAACUCUUUGGUCGAAGAUUGUUGACACUGACCGGCUGUACAAUUUCGCAAUCGACUUCGACACGAUUCCUUCGUUAAGGAAGAGUGUGGUUAACAUACGGCGCUCAAUGGCGGAUGAAAAACGGAAAACCAACCCCGACUUCUCUUCGGUGAAGUACAUGCCUUCGCAGCACCUAUUCAACAGUACUUUAAGCGAGGAUAUAACUAAAUUUGACUUCACGCAUUCCGUGCUGAGAAGUCAGUCCGAUGAGCAAUCGACCAAGGCCGAAAGUGGUGCUUUUUGCGAACGGGAGGUUGUUUUGGAAGGUGUGGAGAUCAAUUUGCACGAGUGCAUGGCGUCCGUUUGCGGAUUAUUCCAGCAUAUGGCCGAUAUUGGUCUUUUACCCUUGGAUACCGAAGACGUCGCCAUGCCUCCAUGGCUUAAGGCAGUGAGGAAUGUGUUGAUGUCCGACGUGCAUAAGAAUGUAAAGAUCUUUUUAAUAAAAGUAAUUCACAACUCCCAAGAUACUUUCAAGUACUUCGCCAAGUAUUUGUACGGUCCGAUAAUUCAAGCAAUUACUGAUUGUGUUUUUGGAAACUCCAUUAACUUUUUCAUUAACGAUAUGGUCGUUAUGUUAACCUCAUGGGCAAGUAUUACACUUCCAACCGAAGAUGUUGAGCGUACAUCCGAAUUGUUGAGUUUCUUAAUGCGCAAUUGCGACACUGAUGUUCGUAGUGUUUUUAAGUACAACUUGGAACUGAUCAAAUUAAUAAUUGAGACAUGGAAGACUUGUAUAAGUAUACCGCAUGAUGUGAUAUACGAAAAGCUACAGUUACCAGAAAAUUCGCAAAAAUUGGAUAUAGGCGUUCAUUUGGCAGCAACCGUUUUAGCCAAUAAUAUUGCGCCCUGGCGUACAGGAGCAUUUAAGGAUUUUUUAAUGGCGCUCUGCAAAGUCUUGAGGAAUGACCACCGCGCAGUGUAUCAACCUUGUUCCGAAGUCUUAGGAAUGUCGCUCAACUUUGUUAGCCAAGAUCACAACCUCAGUGCAUCGUUCGAAAGGUUCAAGGAAUACCUGCACAAGUGUAUUGCGAAAUUGUCGUCUAAUGACGACAAGUUUGCUUAUUGUAUUCAAGGAAUUGCCCUACACUACGCCCCCAUUGCUGAUAAGUAUUUGUGCAAACUAACGUCAAAGCUAAAUCAUGUUCAUGGCAAUUUUAAAAACAUCUACCUAAACAUAUUUCUUUCGCGCAUUGAUGUAAUGCACAACAUCAAUGAGUUAUCCUCGUUAGAUUUUCAGUCAUUAUUGCUCGAUGAAAAUUUAGAAACUCAACUGCUGACCUUACAAAUCAUCGAGAAAUCGGUCAACUACCUACGAGCGAACUUACUGUUGGACAUUCUGAGGCACGUUUCUAAAUUUGUCACCCACACAUUUACAUUGUGUCGAACAAUUAUGUUUGAUAUUUUCAUUACCACAUACAGCACUCACAAAUUAGAGUUAAAUUCCUUUUCGCAAGACCUCACCGAGCUGUCGAAGGAUGUUUUACUGCAAGGUCUGGUUGACAAAGAGUUGGUGGUUCAAGAAAAGCUUCUACAGUUCUGGUCAGAUAGAGGACAUUUUCCAGUGGAAAUUGACAAAAUGUUCCUUCAUUUGCUAAAUACCAUGUAUAAGCCAAGCGUUGAGGAGCACUAUGUGUGUUAUAGCUCUUAUUUAUUGCUAACUUCGAUAAUAACUUCGGAGGAGUACUCCGAAAAAUUGUUCGAACACCCCUUGUACGACUGUGACUUCCACGAAUACGUUUUGAACAGCAACUGGAGGCGCCAGCACGCGUCCAUGGCGCCAUUAUUUGCCUCAUCGCUCCAUUCCCAAGAUGUUACGAUGCACACAAUGGACUAUAAUGUUUUGCGCUCCACUGUUUCAACGCUGGAGUUUCAACCUACUCUGGCGCCUGCGCGCGCAUCAAGUAGUUUACUUUUCACUUUGACCGACGAGGCAACCGAUGCGCCGGUUUUCAAAGAUCCUAACGUCGUACUUCCUAAAAGGGAUCACCACGAAUGUUAG